UUUCUUCAUCAUUCAUUGAGUCGUGACGCGUGUCGCGUGGGAGUUUCUAAAACAUGUGGAUCGAUCUGGUCUAGUGGCCAAAAUCGUUACGUGUGUGUGUGUGUAUACUCGCACAAGUCGUGAUCUUUGGCACUUCCCCAUUUUCUAGACAAACAGGCACGCUUUCACUCACGUCACGAUGACUAUCCAAAAAAGGAAACAAAACCGUGACGCUUAUCUUAUUGUUAUGAAUAGUAAUGUAUAAGAGAGCCAGACACCUGUAGGCAAUUCAACUUAUUUCAAUCGUUUUGUUUUUCCCUUUCCAUUCCACACCAAAGCCUGGCUGCUAUUUAUUCUUAUUACCGUGCCACCCAUUAAGACGUAAACUAAUAGCAGCCAAUUGGUUCGUGUUUUAUUGUCUCCUUCCUCACACAUGAUUGAUUACCAGCGUAAAGCAAAGACCAUCAGCACCUUGUUUGGACAGCAUCUACGUCCAUCGCGCAGGCGAAGUGAACGGGGCUUUUUUCUUUGCAGGAGGGGCGCGGCGAAAAACAGACAGACACGCACGCACGGUGGCUCGAUAUCAACAAAAAACAGCACGCAUUGUAGUCUCAUUUCGUAUACGGCCUUCCGAACGACCAGAGUUGUUGAAUAACGAUUGCUGAGCACAUACAAACCGACUAUACACACAAGCGGUGCAGUGAGUGUGUGUGUGUAGCGACGCAUUAAAAAGGGGCCGGCUCGAGAGAUAGUUGUCUCAAUCGUUGGCAAGACGGGGUCCUUAGCUAGUUGCUGUGAUAACUCGGUAGUUGUGCUUCAUCCAACGACUCUUCAACACCGUCACAACAAUCAACCAACAGACGACGACAUGGGAACUAAAGUUGGAACAGAUUCUUCGUCGUCAGAGGACACGCUCGCUCUCAUCCGCAAGUCGCUCCGCUCCGUGCACAUGUCUCAAGCGGAGGUUUUCGAGGAGACCCUACCUCAUAGUUUCGUCAUCUUUGGUGCUUCGGGUGAUUUGGCGAGAAAGAAAAUCUACCCGACCAUCUGGUGGCUGUACCGCGAUAAUUUAUUGCCCAAGAACACAAUCUUCUAUGGCUACGCCCGUUCUCACAUGAAGGUGGAGGAGGUGAGGGCCAAGAGCCACCAGUACAUGAAAGUCAAGGAGGAGGAACAGGAGCGCUACGAGGCCUUUUGGGAGGCCAAUCGCUACUUUGCGGGUGGCUAUGACUCCCGAAGAGAUUUCGAAAUGCUCGAUCAGGAGAUGAUUCAGCACGAACGCGGUCCAGCCGCCAAUCGACUCUUUUAUUUGGCCGUCCCGCCGUUCGUUUUCGAAUCCGUCACUGCCAACAUCCGCAGUUCCUGCAUGGCAUCCAAGGGCUGGACUCGAGUGAUUGUAGAAAAGCCGUUCGGUCGUGAUUUGGAAUCGUCGGCUCAUUUAUCGGCUCAUUUGGCGGCUUUGUUCCGUGAAGAUCAAAUCUAUCGAAUCGAUCAUUACCUCGGCAAGGAGAUGGUCCAAAAUUUGAUGAUUCUCCGGUUCGGCAAUCGACUGUUCGGUCCGACGUGGAAUCGUGAGAGCAUCGCCAGCGUUCUCAUCACUUUCAAGGAACCUUUCGGCACUGAAGGCCGUGGCGGCUACUUUGACGAGUUUGGCAUCAUUCGUGAUGUCAUGCAGAACCAUCUGUUGCAAAUGCUGUGCCUGACGGCCAUGGAGAAACCGGCCUCGACUCAUCCCAACGACAUUCGCGACGAGAAAGUCAAAGUGCUCAAAUGCAUUCCGGCCCUGACGAUGGACGAUGUCGUUCUCGGCCAAUACAUUGGCGAUCCCGAAGGCCAGGGAGAAGCCAAAGAAAGUUAUCUGGACGAUCCGACUGUUCCGAAAGACUCCACCACUCCGACUUACGCCUCGGCCGCUUUGCGAAUUAAUAACGAGCGAUGGGACGGUGUCCCGUUUAUUCUUCGCUGCGGAAAGGCGCUGAACGAACGGAAGGCAGAGGUUCGGAUCCAGUACCGUGACGUACCCGGUGACAUCUUUCAAGGGCAGGCCAAGCGCAACGAAUUGGUCAUUCGCGUUCAGCCGGGAGAGGCCAUUUACGUCAAAAUGGUUACCAAAACACCUGGCAUGAGUUUCGACAUGGAAGAAACCGAGCUGGAUUUGACAUACGGCGCUCGUUACAAGCACGUCAAAAUGCCGGACGCUUACGAACGGUUGAUUCUCGACGUCUUUUGUGGAUCUCAAAUGCAUUUCGUUCGAUCGGACGAGUUGGCCGAAGCCUGGCGCAUCUUCACGCCCCUCUUGCACCAAAUUGAAGGGGAGAAAGUCAAACCACUACCUUACAAGUAUGGAUCGAGAGGCCCGAGAGAGGCUGACGACUUGCUGGCACGCAGCAAUUUCAAAUACUCUGGCUCGUACAAGUGGGUGAAACCUUCGUCCAUCUAAAACGACGACAUUCCGAACAACGAACAUUCCUGGAUCUUUUUUUUUUACACUUCAUCAAAAUUAAUUGAAAUUAAGCAGACAGCCUUAAAUGAUUUAAUUAUAUACAGGUCUAUCUUGGUUGUCCUUUUUUUAAACAAAAGAUGGUAAAUUUUAUGUUUUCUUUCUUGUUUCUUGUUUGAGAGGUGGAAGCGAAUGUUCGGUCUCUGUAUCUGGCAGAUUCGUUGAGCUCAAAAAUAAAGAAAAAUUCUAUUCCUUAA
Daphnia pulicaria is the source of this 2676-nucleotide messenger RNA. RefSeq names its product glucose-6-phosphate 1-dehydrogenase-like (gene Zw). NCBI's taxonomy places the organism in Eukaryota, Metazoa, Arthropoda, Branchiopoda, Diplostraca, Daphniidae. The transcript is spliced from 7 exons. Gene Ontology annotation, molecular function: glucose-6-phosphate dehydrogenase activity; NADP binding. Bases 848 to 2419 code for a protein of 523 amino acids. The record is from RefSeq and is a predicted model, not a curated record. Gene Ontology annotation, cellular component: cytosol. Gene Ontology annotation, biological process: pentose-phosphate shunt, oxidative branch; glucose metabolic process.